Molecule: messenger RNA, 3969 nt
Organism: Microthlaspi erraticum
Lineage: Eukaryota; Viridiplantae; Streptophyta; Magnoliopsida; Brassicales; Brassicaceae
Source: the annotation of a GenBank genome assembly
AUGUAUUCUUCAAGAGGGAGUGGCUACGGACAGCAGCAAUACGGUUCCCAGUCGGGAUAUGGUCAGAAUCUUGGAACUGGUUAUCCAGGAAGCUCAGUCAGCGGUGGAGAAAGGGGCUCUCAGGUUAAUUUGAGCUCUCGGCAUCCAUCGAUUACAGGUGCUCCUCAGGAGACUGAGAUUGGUGGCUACAGAUCUCAUUUAUCGACAGCUAGUCAUUACGGAACGCAAUACGGCUCUGUGUAUGGCUCGACUUCUCUUAGCAGCUCUCAGCCGUUAAGCACUCAAGGUGUUGGCUCAUCAGUCUUGGAUAGCCGCUCGGGGGGGUAUGUCCCCACUCUACCAGAGUCACCAAAGUAUGCAUCUGGAAGCUAUAUGUCUCCCUCGAGCCAUGGCUAUGGUCAAAAGGGAGAGGAUUUGUAUUCAGAUAAGCUCUCUGGCUAUGUCCCGGUUGAUAGAAGGCAGCAGUAUGGGGAACGGUCAAGCGCCUAUCUUGGUAGGGAGUUGCCAAAUGAAACGACGGCUCGAUAUGCUGAUUCAUCUAAUUUUGGUCGUCAGACUGAUAUGUAUGAUCGCAUUGAUCAAGCAUCACUCCUCCGGGGAGAACAAUUACUCAAAAUUCAGUCGCUCCAUACCUCUUCUGUUGAUGGAGGUGUCAGACAAGCCGAUUAUCUUACAGAACGAAGUUCUACUGUACGUCAUUCUGACCAAGAAGCUAUGCAUUACGGAGGGAGGCUUGAGUCUGAUCCCCACGGCUUGUCAGCGCGCAGCACAUCUUCUUAUGCCAGCCAACAUGCCCCAUCGUUAUUAGGAGCUGUUCCUCGACGAAACUUAGAUGACUAUAUUUAUCCGGAGAGCUCUUCAAAUCCUGGUUAUGGCGUUAGCUUGCCUCCAGGCAGGGAUUAUGGCACUGGGAAAGGAAUCCACAGUGCAGCGUCUCUUGACUUGGAAUACCCUGGUGGUAUGCUGGCUCGUGGUGGUGGUGGUCCUCGUGUUGAUGAUCUUCGAAAAGAUGACCGGGCAAGUUAUCUCAGGGAGUUCGAACUAAGAGAAGAAGAGCGUCGCCGUGAGAAUCUGCGUUCCAGAGACAAGGACCGAGAACGAGAGAGGGAACGCGAACGUGAAAGAGAACGAGAGCGGCAGAGGGUACGAGAAAGGCAAAGAGCCAAGGACCGAGAAAGGGAACGCAUGUUAGAGCGCCGGGAGAAGGAAAGAGAAGGAGAAAGAGAACGUGAUCGUAAACGCGCUCUCGACAUAAAACCACUAGAUCGGGCUCCAACAGCAAGAGGUACGUCCAAGGAUCCAAAGGAGCGGACUCCAGUGCCAAAAGCUAUUUCGAGGGCACGUAGUUCCUCUUUGCGGCGGGAUGUUCAACAUCGUGAAGCAUCAAUUAGGCGUCCUUCACCGAUUAAGCCAAUAAGGAGAGAUUAUGUCUGCAAGGUCUCAUCCUCGAGAUUGGUUGACAUGGAGAGGGAUUACGUGACAUUAGAUAGAAGAUAUCCAAAGCUUUUUGUGCCUUCUGAGUUUUCUAAGGUUGUAGUAAACUGGCCGAAAGAAAAGCUUACGCUUUCUAUGCGUACGGCUGUGAGUUUUGAGCAUGAAUACAUUGAAGACGGUGGAGUUGACGUGAAAACUACUCCCACGAAGUCUUUAGCACUGAAAACUGAAGGAAACACCGUUUGGCACGCCAAGAUGAUAUUGAUGAGCGGGCUCAGCAGGACUGCUGUGGAAGAUCUUUCAUCAGAUAAAUUAUUUGAAGACCGUUUACCUCAUAUAUGCAACAUCUUAAAAUUUGCUGUUCUUAAAAAGGAUCAUUCUCUCAUGGCGAUUGGUGGUCCCUGGGAUCCCACAGAUGGCAUGGACCCAUCAGUUGAUCAGUCUUCCUUAAUUCAGACAAUACUGAGGCACACAAAGGACAAGCUUCAUCUUGAUCUCAGCAACUGUCGUCACUGGAAUCCAUUUCUUGAGAUACAUUAUGACAGAGUUGGCGCAGAUGGAGUUUCUAGCUACAAAGAGAUCACUGUACUAUUUGUCCCCGAUUUAUCAGAAUGUCUUCCUUCAUUUGACGCUUGGAGAAUCCAGUGGUUGGCACACAGGAAAGCUCUUACUGAGAGAGAUCGACUACUGUCUGAGGAGGCUAAGAAAGAUGGCAUUGUGGGAAAAAGCAGUGAUGAUAAGGGUGACGUAGCCAAGGAUGCAGAGAACAAGACCGCAGGAGACUCUUCCGCCGCCCCGAAAACUGGGACGAAGAAGAUGGUGAAAAAGAUAAUCAAAAGAGUUGUUAAAAGGCCUGUUGUCAACGAUGGAAAGGCAACUGGUAAGAAAGAUGAGAAGUCGGACGAGAAGGAUGUCCCUGAAAAGGUUGCCAUAUCCGAGACCGCAGUCCCAAACGAAGAAUCGACCGGUACAUCUUCUAGCAAAAAGGUAGUAGCAACAACCACACAAAAUCAAGGGAAGGGCUCAGAAACUGGUGAUAAGCCAAGCUCAGAUCCCAGUGCUAAGGCUAGUGAUCCGACUCCUUCAAAGACAAUAGUACAGAAAAAAAUCAUUAAAAGAGUGGCUAAAAGGAAGGUUUCUGAAGCAGACAAUGCCAUGGACGGUGACUCUAAGAAAGAUGGAGACAAUGGUAGUAUGGUGAUGAAAUCCCCAGAAAAAGAGAAAGAAGAGAGUGCCUCAAAAACUGUGGAAAUAAAACAGAGUGCUGUAUCCCCAGAUACUGAGAAAAAGGUAGGUGCCUCUAGUUCAACUAAGAAGGACACUGAGACAGGCGAAGACAAGAAGGCUGAAAAGAAAAUCAACUCAGAGACAGAGUCUGAGGGGAAAAAAGUUGAUGAGAAAAAGGCAAAAGAGAAGAUUAAUGAGAGAGGUGGAAAAGAAGAGUCCAAAAUACAAGUUUACCGGAAAAAGCCUGAGGAACCUCCUCGGCCAGGAUUUAUUCUACAAACGAAACGGAACAAAGACUCCAAGGUGCGUUCAUUUUCCCUCUCCCUGGAUUCGCUUUUGGAUUACACUGACAAGGACAUUGAUGAGUCCUCAUUUGAGCUCUCAUUGUUUGCGGAAUCGCUGUUUGAGAUGCUACAGUAUCAAAUGGGUACCCGUAUCUUAGAAUUUCUCAAGAAAUUACGUGUGAAAUUUGUGAGACAAAGAAAUCAACGGAAGAGGCAUCAGGAAGAGUUAUCUGCCAAGCAAAACGAAGCAAAAGCACAAAACAAGCGCCAAAAGACUGUUGAACAAAACGACAAGGAAACCUCUAAUGUAACUGAAUCCGCUCCUGAGAAGGAUGUUAAGGAAACUGCAGACGGUACUCAGGAUAAGGAAGCUGUAGUUAAGACUGAAGAGACUGAACAAACUACUGGUGAUGAAGCUGCUAAUAUGGAAGUGGAUAACCGGGAAGAGGCGGAUAAAGAGAAUGAGGAGGAUGACGAUGACCCAGAGGAAGAUCCUGAGGAGGAUCCUGAAGAGGACCCUGAAGAAGACCCUGAAGAAGAUCCUGAAGAAUGCGAGGAGAUGGAAGAUGCAAACCCUGAGAAAGAAGACAACCCUGCUGAGGAGCCGCAGAAGAAUGAAGGAAACAGUGAGAAGACUAGUGGCACUGUUGCUGAUCCUAUAACUGAAGUCGCAACUGAUAUAAAAGAAGAAAAAGGUUCCAUCGACGAGAAGACUGAUUCCAAAUCUGCUGAGAUCGAACCCAAGUCUGAGUCAGACAAGCACGGGAAGCAAGAGGGAGGAACCUCUGAUGUACCAAAAAGAGAAGAAACAGUUGAUAAAGAGUUGUUGCAGGCUUUCAGAUUUUUUGACCGUAACCAAGCAGGCUAUGUUAGGGUUGAAGAUAUGAGAAUAACUAUGCACAGCUUGGGAAAAUUCCUAUCUCACCGCGAAGUCAAGGAACUUGUGCAAAGUGCUUUGUUGGAGAGCAACACAGGAAGAGAUGAUCGGAUUUUAUACAAUAAGCUUGUUAGGUUGUCUUUAUAG